This is a messenger RNA of Suillus subalutaceus, 1903 nucleotides long. RefSeq lists its product as uncharacterized. The transcript is spliced from 4 exons. The coding region runs from base 80 to 1903 and encodes 607 amino acids. NCBI's taxonomy places the organism in Eukaryota, Fungi, Basidiomycota, Agaricomycetes, Boletales, Suillaceae. The record is from RefSeq and is a predicted model, not a curated record.
GUGGUCUUUAGCGCAGAUGGCGUUGCUUACUACUUAGCCUUACGCGCGCUUUACUCAUGCAAAGUUCCUCCUGCUUGCAAUGCGACCACUAGUUCUUCAUGUAUCUGCCCUCAAUGAUCUCGAAUACAACUUAUUUACUUCAGCUCUCAACGAUCUCGCUGUUUCACCCGACCCAAACACCGUCCACAAUGAUGCUCACUUUGAAGCCAUGUCCGUUGGCGUCCGCGAAGUCCGAGCAUGGCUACGAGGCAGAUAUCCUAAUCUACCAACUACGGAUAUUGACAAGAUCCUGAAACUCUUCUACCCAAACUUGCUCCACACAGAUUGUCUCACUGGUGGCCAGUUUUUUGCUGCAUUCAGGCUUGUCCUUCAUGCCGCGUCAGGUAAACGCGUUGAUAGAACUCUCGCGUUUGUCCAAGUCCACCUAAACCCCGAAGUUCUCGAACGCUCAAGAUCAAGAUCAACUUCUCCCUCAAAACUCCAACUCAAUGCUCCGCCAGUCCAUCCCGACCGACCCAAACAAGACGCCACGUCCUCAAACUCUUCUUCUCCAGACACAAAUCCCUUUCGCCAAUCACUCGAGUCUGAAACACAACACCCAUUAUCAUCCGUUCCCGAUCAAUCUGACACCCCUCCCGUCAUACCUUCCCGUUUGCAACAGAAGAUCAGCCAUAAUCCGUUCUUGGUACGCGACAAAGUCAAUGGGACAGACCCUGCUCAGAAAUCCCCCGAGAAGCGUAACGAUGGCAAGACACCACCCCUUCCUCCUCGAAAACCAGCACCCUUGGUUUCCCAACAACGUCGCACAUCAUUAGCCCAGUCCCGAGGCGCACCUGGUCUGGCACCAUUCGAUGCUCCUCGCAGUAGCCAUAUCAUGACUCCCUUGAUGAAGCAGUCACUGGAGGCUAGCAAGCAUGCUCAGAACUUGAAGCGUGUUGAAGAACAGCUGGAUCGUGAGCGUGUUCUACAAGUGCUCAAGACGACGUCGUCCGGUUCGUCAGCGAGCAGCAGGCCGCGCAGCUUAAGUCCCACGAAGCAGUUCCGCAAAGGACUCGAGAGUCGUUCGUCGGGAUCUGAAGACACGUGCCCUGCACCUCCGCUCCCCCGUCGACGAACACCCAGCUCUCCAUCAUCAACAUCGAGUUCCCUGCCGUCCAUCGACCAAGUGGCGAGUGCUAGCUUAAACACCCAGUCCUCACAUACGCCCACCCUUUCCCGCCCACCACUUCCCACCAGAGAACCAACCCUUCCCGGAAACUCCCUCUUAAUUACGACACCGGACGUCUCGUCCCAUCUCCCCGCGCCGCCAACUCACCCUGAUCGCAGACCCACAAACGACACAACAGAGUCCUUCACGUCUUCCUUCAUACGUCCUACGCGGUCCAAGUCACUGCGCCACACUGCAACGCCCCCACUUCCCCCUCCUCGGCGCAAGCGUCCCGAGAGCAUACAGGUCAUUGCAGCGUCAAGCACAACGGAGCUCCCCGCAUCCGCAUCCGCAUUUCCCUCUCACACACGAACGUCCUCAUCCCAAGGCCUCUCUCGCCAUAUCUCCUUAACGAGAGACCGCGACACCACCGACACCUCACCAAUGUCCCACAUCCAGAAAACUAUCUCAAAUCUUCAACUCAAAGCCCAACCAAAACUGGAUGCGGCACGGUACAAAGCUGAGGCAGCGAGGUGGAUGGAAGAGGGCGAGCAGGGGCUGAUGACGGAUACCCAUCAGGAUGACGACGAUGGUGCUCAUGUUGAUCGUGAUCCGUACACGGACUCUCCUAAUGACGACGAGCCGAGCUCAGGGGAAGACCUGGAGCGGAUGAAGAACUCUGGAAUACAUCGUGACUUUCUGAAGGAAACAGACAACCUCAAAUGGCCAACGGGCGAGGGAUGGAAACCGUUGUAG